Molecule: messenger RNA, 2210 nt
Organism: Filobasidium floriforme
Lineage: Eukaryota; Fungi; Basidiomycota; Tremellomycetes; Filobasidiales; Filobasidiaceae
Exons: 2
Coding region: 492-1973 (493 amino acids)
Source: RefSeq, a predicted model, not a curated record
GGUGUCCCUGCAGAUCGCAACCCCACAUUGCCUUGAUGCAUGGAGUCAAGCACAGCAAGCGUACGCAUGGAUGUGCAUGGGAAGCUCACUAGGACCUGGGAUGCUCGGUAUGGAAUCAAGAACUGUAGAGAUCGAUCAGGCCCGGUCGAAACGCAGGAUCGAUCAACAGAUCAGCAUCGACAUCAAAAGCACCAAUCAUCAAACAAAAGCCCUUUGUUCUACUGGCUACUCGCACUCGCUACCCACCGCGAAGCGCAAACAAAAGCGCUGUGUCACGUAUGAGUACAGUACGACUCGUUUUCCGAUAUGAAGGAGGAGUCCCUUUGUUGCUUUGUUGAACCGUUGAUUCGCUUUCGACACUGGCACACCGGUCGACAGUCCCUAUCAAAUACAAGCCGUACACAUACUCUCCUGACUACGAGCUAUUGUUCGACUCAGCCGACUCAGCCUAGCAUCGUUACGACAUACCGGACCUCUGUUCCCCCAGCUCUAUGCCAGAUCAUGUCGUCAACCUGCCCCAAGCAGGGCAGACCUUGACCACUGCUGCCGAGCAGGUCUACGCCAUCCCCGAGCUCAUGGACAUAAUAUAUGCACUUGUCGAAAAGCAAGGUCAGGGUUCGCAUGGGGACCUCUUCUGGCACGACGAUCAGGCACGGCAGGAAGUUCUUCAAGCACUUAUGUGUCUAGCUCUAUCGCAUAAAGCUGGUUACCGUCGGGUGGCCAAGUUCCUGUAUCGCCAAAUCAGCCUAUCGGCGGUACUGAAAAUGAUCAAAUCGGAACAUGAUCCCGAACGCCUCGAGACCGCCUUCGCCGCGAUCAAGAAACUAUACUUGCGGGAAGCGGAUUUCAAACGGAACUCGAACAGCCAGUGGAAUAUCGGAGAUAGCUGUCAUCUGGCCCGGCUCAAGAACCUACAAUCUAUUCACUGGCUCCCUUGCUGGGAAGUGGAUAUGAUCGAGCGCUUUGGUCCCCAAGUUAUGCAAGUGGAAGAAACGCACAUCAUAGGAGGACGUCAACUUCUCGUGCACGGCUUGCUCCGCUUGUCGGAUGCACGUCCAUGGGAAACGUCCAUCCUGCCGAUUGCUGAUUCCGAGGGUACACUUUGGAGUACCACUUGCCAUGGCGAUUACUUUGACCUUGAUGAUAUGAACGAUUUCGCACCGGAAGGCGCCGAACUGAACAUGGUUUCGCUAUUCCGCUCGGUUCCGACCUCAAGCAGAUAUGCCAACCAUGACAUCAGCGAGGUAUUGCUCGUCCGAGAGGCCAAUCGAAUAUUGAACGGCGGGAAGGGUGGCUCGCUGUUUGCACAAAUCAAGGAGCUCGAUUUCGCUUUCGAUCUGGCCAAACAGGGUUUCGUCCCCGACGAUCUGGCGAAGAUCCUAUCGCUCUGCCCGAACCUGGAAAAGCUUGAGGUCAAGCUCAUCCCGGGCGAAGAUCAGCGAAAUCUUGAGCGGAGGUUGACCGAUCUCACACCCAAGUUGCGGUGGAUCUUUCUCGACGCUGUCGAGCUGACUUGCCUGCCUCAAUUGACGCAUUGUGAAUACGUCGAGCUGGCCAUCAGCGGUGAUCCACGCCCAAGCCUACCACCCGAUGAUAGAUCUAGCUUCAAGACCCGCCGGCAGAAGAGUGUUGGCCAGAUUGAGACGCUUAUCAUCGAUUUCGACGUCCCUCCACUUUACAUCGAUCCAGCUCAGCUUGCCAACUUUACGGUGUCAUGGGCAUCGAAAGACGCAGAGAUCACUGUCCAGGCUGUGCAUGUGUACGUUGACGAGGAUACGCCUGCCUCAAAAUGGAUACGCAAAGUAAACUCGGCGAUCGCAGUCCUGCAGAAGCGAUCUCCCCGAGUCCCGUCGGAUGGUUCUUCACCUAUCAGCGCCGUCGUGGAUCAACAAGCUUCAGGCAGUCCGAUCAGCCCGAACCGGGAGGUCCUAUACGCCCAGGAUUCGUCACUGGAAUAUCGUCAAACCCUGUAAUUGAGCGUUCCCUCUGGAGGAAACUUUCGAUCCCGCCAGCAAGGAACCUCUCGAUCGUUGCCAUCUUCCUGGCUAUCGAGCGCAUAUAGUAGCAACAACAUAUGGAGAUCGACAGUCGUUCAAGUCACAGCCUGUGCCGCGAUUCAACCAGAAGCUUUUUCAACAUCUACGCGGCAUUGUAUGACCUAUCGAUACAGUCGAAGCAAAUCCCAGUACAUGCUAUCCUGUCUAUACUUC